AUGGCCAUACUCUUCUUGUUGGCUGCCUUCGUGGGCUGUGUAGUGGCUAGGCCUUCCAGCGAAAAUGUGACACCAGUAAGUUAUCAAAAUAAUAAACUACUUAAUAUUGAACAAGGAUGUUUUAAAAUAUUAUUUUUUAUCUACUUAGCCUUCAUAAUGUGGAAAUGAUGUAUGAUUACCGCUCUUUAAUAUCUAAACUCACAUUGGUGCCCUAUGGUUGGGUUGCGGUUAAAAAUGCAACAAGCCAUGAUUAUGCAUGUCAGCAUGGCGAGUCCGAAUGCGAGGGCAACAGGUUGCACGCCUGCGCCAUCAAGUACAUCCCAGAUCAAGUAACAACAUUAGAAUACAUCUCAUGCUUGGACCAACAGGAAUCGAAUUAUCUCACAUUUGCGUCUUCUCAAUACCCCAUUGACAAGUGUCAAGAUAAACUCCCAGAAGGAGUAUACUCAAAAAUAAUGAGCUGCUACAAUUCAGAUGAAGCAUGGGAAUUAUUCCAAAACAAUGGAAAGAAAACCACCUCGUUUUUUACAAAAAGUGGUUUCGUUCCAUAUGUUUCCUUCAACAAUAAACGAGAUGAUGAAUUGGCCAUAUCUGCAGUUAGGAACUUCAGAAAGACACUCUGCAAAGCUGCCGGAGUCACUGAUCCAGAUUGUUUUGCAUAAAACUAAUUGA
Molecule: messenger RNA, 672 nt
Organism: Nezara viridula (southern green stink bug)
Lineage: Eukaryota; Metazoa; Arthropoda; Insecta; Hemiptera; Pentatomidae
Source: the annotation of a GenBank genome assembly